Messenger RNA from Akanthomyces muscarius, 6348 nucleotides. RefSeq lists its product as uncharacterized. Gene Ontology annotation, biological process: chromatin organization. The transcript is spliced from 3 exons. Lineage: Eukaryota; Fungi; Ascomycota; Sordariomycetes; Hypocreales; Cordycipitaceae. Gene Ontology annotation, cellular component: HIR complex; nucleus. The coding region runs from base 1 to 6348 and encodes 2115 amino acids. Gene Ontology annotation, molecular function: nucleosome binding. The record is from RefSeq and is a predicted model, not a curated record.
AUGCCUGCCUUCCAGGCCAUCAACCUCGAGCCGGAGGAGAAUAUUGACGAGCAGAUUGACACCACGAAAGAGCUCCACGUAGAUGAAGCGCUGAAGCUCUUCCAAAAGGCCCUUCGACUUCAUGCGCAAGGGCCAGCGCAUCGCACCGAAGCGGCGGAGGCCUAUGAGGAACUAUUCAAGUGCGAGAUAUUCAAAUACCGCGAAGCGAGAACCGACUACGAGCGAGCUGAACGACAAAUCGACGGAAAGCCUGAUACUGUGGCACUCGAAGCCUUCUCCGCUGGCCUGGAUGUUGAUGCUGGUGGCGCCGACGGCGUCGCCGCAAGCCUAGCACAAGCGCUGUACAUUUCGUACAAAAACUAUGGCCAAUUCUUCCUAGAUAAGCUGAAAGACUCCUUUGAUCCGUCAAAGGGUGUGAAGAAGCUACCGUACGACGAUGCCGCAUACAAAAUCCUCGAUAACUGGGUCAAAGCUCUCGACCAGGACCCUUCAGACCCAGAGCUUUGGCGCAAAACGUCACGAUUUGCGGCGUCUAUCAAUAGCAGCCGUCUCAAGAGAUUCUGCUUAGAGGCAGCCAUCGAGCUCGAUGAUGACCCGACGAUAGAAGAAGUUGAGCCGCCAUCCUUGGCAGAGGGCUGGGCCGGCGAGCAGCUGAAAAAUCACUUGAACGUGCUCAACGAUGAAAUGGCCUUGACACAUCCGAGCAUGACGCCAUGGGUUGAUCGUGAAAUGCCAGAUAUACUGAAAGCCCGUCUCGAUCCAAUCACAUUUUUGCCUGACCCUACAGCACAGCUUACUCCUCCACCGUCAAGCCCACCACAAGAAGCCGAGGUGGCUGAGGAUGUGUCCAUGGCUGAUGGAGAAGAUCAAGAGCCCAUAUCUUCAUGGACCCAACUUGCCGAGUCACUCAUAAAAAGCCUGGAUAAUGUCAAUGCCGCAGUUAUAACCUGCCGACAUAUUGUGUCGACACCAGACGGAGAAGUGAAUGAUGCACCAAAUGAAAUUGCACCAUCGACUGAGCAAGAGGUCGUCGAAGAGCCGGAAAAGGUCGACGAGAUAUCAGCAGAGAAAGAGGCUGACGAGAAAACAAAGGGCAGCGCUGAUAGGUCAGAGAGUCCGACAAAGCCAACUGAGCCCUCGCAGAAAGAGCGCAGCGCGUCAAUACCGAACCGAAAAAGAUCACAGUCUAUGGCAGGUCUAGCAGAAGGUACUGAAGAGGAGAUUGGCACCUCGACGCGAAGUAAGCGAGUUCGUCGUCGAACUGACAUGACAAGUAUCGAGGAGCCCGCAAAUCCCACAGUCACAGUCGCCGCGCAGCUGCGGGCUUAUCAGGAGUCGGACCAAAACCUCUUUCAAGUGACCAAGAACAUACUCGAAAGCAUCGGAGUCGAGGACAAGACAACUUUUGAUGUCCUCAGCCAGAUUCAGGAAAUCUCCUGCAGCGACAUUCGACCAGCCAAAUUCUCAAAUGUUGCAGCCCAAGACUUGCACGUCACGUUCGAAAAGUUUAGCGACACCACGGCGAAUGUCUUGCUUAACAAGAAGACCCAACCCUCGCUCAGCCUAUCGUCAUUCCUCGAGAAUGCCAAGUCUAGCCAGCAGGACCAGACUCCAGCAGCAAUGUUUGACGAAAAGAAAGGAUUACAACAAUUCGCCGACUUUGUUUCUGCGCGCCAGGAUUGGAUUACCACAGCAGAUGUUGUCUAUCAGUGGCUUCUUGAGCUUAGCAAAAGCUACGCCGAGCAGCAGUGGCCAGCAACGCUCAAGACAGCGGUGCUCGACAUGCUGGACACAGCCGAUUUUAUCAUUUACGAGCGUGUCACCUCAGACUUGCAGCUUGCUAUUCAAACAAAGGACAAAAAGGCGUUGUUGGCAUUAUCAAAUGUCAUUCCCAUGCUUUACGAGCUGCAUAUCGAUGUCUACGAGCGCUACACCAGCCCUACGAGCGUAGUGGACCCCAUCACUCGGGUGAAAACGAAAGACAGACUCGGCCGCUGGCUGAACGUUGCAUCGUACUAUGCUCGCUCCUUGGGCCGUCCAGCUAGCGAUCCGCUCUGCGUCCGCUUUCUUUGGGCUUCGGUAAUGGCGUCGGCAUUAGCAGACGACCCUGUUCGCGAGCAUAUCCUUGCCAUGUGGACGUCCCUGCGAGAAUUUCUCGCCCAAGAAAAGGUUGAGCCCAUGAUUCUCCCAAACAACGCUGCCAUGUCGAGUAUUUCAGCGGCUGCCGCUGAUCGAGAAAUCUCAAAGCUCAACACAAUGGACUUCUUCCUCAACCUAUUCCAGGAGAACAUGACGGACCCAUUGCCAGUCAUUGAUAUUCUUGAGCCUGUACUGAAUCCGUCGUCUGUUCAUACUGCUCCUGAAAAAGGGCCCGAGCUAGCUCAGGACGAAGAGGAGACUGAGAAAGCUGAUGACGCGACGAAGCCGAUAUCCGAAUGCGCUACGCAAGGAAUGCAAGACUUGUGGAAGUUUCUGGAGAAUAGCAGCAUUGAGUUGCGACUUUUCCUGUGGUCCCGCCUUGGCGAUGCAUAUGAAGCCAUUAGCUAUACGACCAAGAGAUUCUCGUGCUUGUUAAAGAGCAUCGAGAUGAUUGUCGAUGACUUUAGCAGCGACGGGUACAUCAACAUGCAGGAAGAUUCCCGACGGAUGCUUCUGAUGAAAACGAUGAAGUCCCUGGACGAACUCCUUGUCGAUGCCUUGGUCAUGGCCCUCAGCGACAAAAGCGCUUUCGACAUUAUUGACGACGGCCACAUUAAGCAGAGCGCCGCUGCACUGGCUCGUCUCAGCACGGUUCUGCAUUCAAUAUCAUUAUUUGAGGACGAGGUUAGGGUGGGUCUUAUCAAUGCUAAAUCAAGCAACUUGUUCCAGUCGCUUUUGAGCAAGCUUCGCGAGAUGCAGGUUCGUAACUGGUGUUUGCUGUACACCUUGAUCAAGCAAGACAUCUUUUCGAACAAGGAAAUCCUGAAACCAGAAAACGAACUGGCAACAUUACUUGCUGCAGUCCAUCUCUCUAUUGGUCAUCGCAAAUUCUGCAAGGUGUCAAACAAGGUGUUCCUGAAUCUCAUGCGAGUGGAGCUCCUCAGCUUGAAGGAUGUCGAGAAUUGGGAGGACCACCUUGGCCAAGUCUUGUACGACAUUUACGGCCUCAAGAUUGGCGUUGGUAUCUGGGAGCUGCAGGAUCACGGUUGUCCCUAUGAGAAGCUGGAGAAGCGACAGACGAUGCAGCUUGCAGACAAAAUCAUGACCCUGGCCAGUCGGUUCUCGCUCAAGGACUUACUCAAGUCUGACCUAAAGACAACCAUCGACCACAUGCAGUCCACUAUCGGCCAAACCAAAUCGACGCCGCAAAUGAUUCAUAACCUACGAAAUUUCACAGAAGUGCUGAAGAAACCCAUUCACCCGUUGCGCCUGUAUCGUGCAUUGGCGGGCAGCGUCGCUAUGGACUCGGUGACCGUCAAUAUCCCGGAAGCAGCAUUGGCAAAUGGCGGGUGGUUCUUCCUGCUAGGCAUGAUUGCUCUGACAAAGUUCAAGGGUGUGGAGCUCAAUCGUCGGCAGACACCCGGAGCCACCGACGACCUCCGAAUUGGCGCAACUUUCCUGCGCUUGCAGCUCCAGUUCACGGCCGAUAAAUGGGAUGCAUGGUUUCGCCUCGCAGAAUGCUUCGACUAUGAACUGGACGAAUCGGUUCUAUGGACAGCAGAUAAGAUCAACAAGGACAGAGCUGAUCUGGUCAAACUCCAACGGAAUGCAAUCCACUGCUACACCCUGGCACUGUCGCAUUCCCACAAUCGCGAGGCGGAUACCAAAGACGGCGAUGCACUUCACGACUUGUACUAUAAAUUUGCGACACGAAUGUAUUCUUCAAGCAGAGAACCCUUUGCCAUGGAGCCAUUUCAGCACGCAGAACAGGAGCGAUUCUUUAUCGAAGACAUGGGCGCCGGUACAUUCAAGAAGAUUGUGCACGACCAGAUGACCAAGCACCAGGUGUGGAAGUUUGCAGCAAAACUUUACAAGAUGGCCAUUGAGCGGAAGCCCGGCAAUUGGAAGAACCACUACAUGCUGGCGAAAUGCUACUGGAAGCUGUUCCGGAAUCCCGAGGAAUUCAUCGAGGGUCAGGCAUCCAAGACCAAAAUCACAACCGACAUGAUUAUCGAUGCACUCAAGCAUUCCACUGCAGCUGCCUUUAAGCCGCGCAAGUCAAAGAGCAGCGAUCCCAUCUUGGAGCCUCACUAUAAAAUUGUCUCUAUCCUACACAAGAUGGUAAUGGCCAAAGACAUCACGGCUGCCAAGGCGGCCGAGAUUCUCUCCGCACAGCCAUUUGGCGUCGCAGUCAAUCCCAACGACCACUUUGCUGGCUUUUCGGAGCCCGAAGACUGGGAAGAAUACAUUAUUCGCAACUUGACAAAGCUUCGAGACAAGGACAAGUCCAACUGGCACCACAGGAUCGUCAUGCGCCAUGCCAAGAUUCUGUUCAACGAGACCACUCCCAAGGACAGCCCCGAUGCACUCGUGGAGGCCAAGGCAGCUUUCAGUAUUCUAAGAGACAAUAUGUUUACCAAGACCAUGGUGAUGAAUGUCUGGAAGUGCGAUGCCGAACGCCCGGGCCGCCACCAUGUGUUUACAGAACAGUACACUCGAUUCAUGGUCAGGCUACUGGUCAUUAUGGGCAACCGCGUCGAUCUCGAGCUGUUGCUUCGCCGUCUCCGAAAGAAGAGUGCCGAUUUUUACCACUUCAACGAUCUAUGGUACUCAUGCUCUGUGGCAUAUGUCUCUCUCAUUCGCGAGGCUCACAGCAUCCCCAUUGUCAGUGAAGACGUUUUCAAGGCACUCUCGAUGGAAGAGUUUGAAAUUUUUAGUGAACGCAUCACUGCGUGGGCUGGAGGCGAGGGUCCCCAUAUCCCAGCCUUUGAGUGUAUGAAGGAAGCGGUUGAACUCAAGAAGCUUAACGGAAAUCUCAUGAAAGCCGCCCCUAUGGACGAUAUCAUCAACGACUGCUACUCUAAAAUUUAUACCGAUGUCGCAACCAGCCUGCCUGGUCCUGAGCCAAGCAAGGUCAUCGAGGAGCGUAAUCAAGCCAAGGAAAUUACCGACCGCUUGGAAGCAGCCAAGGAAGCGGAAAAGCCCUCCGCAGUUGAUGGCAACAAGGAAGACGCUGUUGGAGCAAAGACCAAUGGCGAGAACCCGACAGACGAAAGAACAACCACAGAGAAGCCCUUGGGUCUUCUCGGCAGUCUACUGAACCCCGCCAUGGAAAUUGACAGUCGUGCUGGAACGGCCACGCCGAUGGAUGCAGAAAAGUCGGAAGCUGCGCCUCGCAGAAAGACUGGUGUUAGACGACCGGACAUCCUUCGCAAGGCUGAGCAGGCCGUGGUCCGCGCUCUGGAGCCGCCCAAGUCUACCGCGAAGAGUCGCAAGAGCAGUGUCUCUAGCGCCAAGAGAGGAAGCCAUACACCGAACGUUGCUAUGAGCGACGACGAUAGUGAGGACGACAGCCCCGAAGCACAGAUGCGCCGCGAGGCUCGCGAGAUGCACGAGACUGGACCUACGGUUGACAUGCUAGGCCUUCUGGACUCGGGCGAUGAUAGUGAUCUGAGCGAUGCGCCUGAAGGAUACGAUGAGGAGGUAUCCGAGGGUCUGCUGAAUCUUGGCCGUCACGGUGGCACUAGUGGCGACGACGCCGACAGCGAAGAUGAAGGCGAGGGUUAUCCUACAAUGGCUAUUGCCCCUGUUGGGCAUGACGCGGAAAUUGUCGACGUUCCGCGAGAGCACGAAUUUGAGGAUGACCACUUUGAUGACGAACCCCUUGAAGACGAAACCAUUGAGGAUGAGAUUCAUGCUGCCGGAGUCGUGGAGGAUGGCGAGGAGGCUGAUCUUGAGGAUGAAGAGGGAGAAGAAGAAUUAGAGGGCGAGGAAGGUGAGGAACUAGAAGGGGAAGAACAGCAAGAAGAAGAAGGCGAGGAAGGAGAAGAAAUUGAAGGUGAGGAAGAGGAGGGCGACGAGGAAGAGGGUGAAGAUGAAGAGGAGGUCGAAGAAGAGGAGGGCGAAGGCGAAGAGGGAGAAGGAGAGGAAGGUGAAGAAGAGGAAGGCGAAGAUGAAGAGGGUGAAGAUGAAGAGGGCGACGAGGGCGACGAGGGCGACGAGGGCGAAGAAGGAGAAGAAGGAGAAGAUGGAGAAGAAGAAGAGGAAGAAGAGGGCGAGGAAGGUGAAGAGGGUGAGGAAGAAGAAGAUGGCGAGGAAGAAGAAGAUGGGGAGGAAGAUGAAGAAGAAGGCGAAGAAGGCGAAGAAGAAGAGGACCAGGACGAAGACGAAGAAAUGGAAGAUGCAGAGGAGGACGACCCAGACCGAUGA